AAAAACCUAAUUUUUUUUUAUCAGCACCUAACUUUUUAAUUGAAAACUUAAAAUAUAAAACAUAAUCUAAAAACUAAAAUAGGAGUAAAAGUUAUUUAUUGGUUCAACCGGAUGGUUCAACCGGUAUCGGGUUCCGGGGUUUAGUGGGGUUUUGCGGGUUUGUACGGGUUUUUUUGGGUUUCUAAAUAUUGGGUUUUUCAUAAAAUCCAAACCGGAUUUUUUCUGGGUCACCGGGUUUACUGGUUCAACCGCGGGUCCGGGUUGGGUUUCAAAACACUGGUCAAAACAAUUCUUUUCAUUGUAAUAUGCAAGUGAAAUCAUGUAAACUUUGUUCACACGUAACUUAUUUUUCUAUCAACGAGAAGAGAAGCUUAUUAUUCAUUUCUACGGUUGCAUCACUCUCCUUUUCUAAUUAUCGAUCUUUCCUUCUGCCAAAGACAAGACCAUCUGGUGACAUCCAGAUUAAAAUUUGAGGGACUAAGAAAAUAUUUAAUGGAAUCAAAUAAAUUUCAUCAAAAGAAAAAAAAUAUUGGACUAAAUUUUUUUGUUAAAAACAAAGAGAUGAAGCAGUCAAUUCUAUCAACUGACUCAACUACAUUUAUGUAAAACUAUCUAUUUUCUUAAUUUUAAUUAAUCAAUCUUGUUUCUUGACUCAAACAAAAUUAACGCCUGAAAGUAAGUGACUCGUUCAAAUAAAGCGUAAGAGUUUGUUACACUAAACAAACCCUUACCUUCCUCCACAAGUCAUAUAACAUCUCGCGUCUCCUUCUUCUCUCCUCCACCUCUACAACACAUUCUUUCCUCUGCUCUAUCGAGACUGCUCCCUCUCUUCAAUGGCAGAUCACAAAGAUCAACGCAUGAUAGAUCCUCUCGAAGGUACACACAUGACAGAUCAAUCCGUAGAAGAAGACUCCAAGAAACAGAAACUCAACGAACAACAAAGAAGAGCGUUUUACGCUGUUCUCCUUGCCUUCAGAGCUGAAACCUUGUCAUCAGGAAACAAGAGGACUCAGAUCAUAGAGAAGCUGAUGAGCGAGUGGAGUAUAGCGCAAGAAACUCUCGUCUCUUUUGAGGAUAACAUUCAGAAGAAUCUUGUUGCUCAUCAAGAAAGGGUUGAUUCUGAGGUGAAGGAACCGAAGAAGCCGCUAACCAUAAGCCAGCCUGUAAAGCAGAACAUUGAUUUGGGCCUUUUUGUAACAAAGUUGCAGGCAAAGAAGCCAACACUGUGUUCGAGCUGGGGCAGAGUUAACCCGGAGGCUCUAGUUGGAAGAAGGGUCUGCGUAAGAAUGCCUGGUGAAGAUGAGUUCGAAGUCUUGGUGAUCAAAGAGUUCAACGCUAAAGAUGGAACGCAUCGUCUGGCGACUGUUGACCCGAACGUGAUGUGGUUGAAUGAAACGUUAAGCUGGAUUGAUGUUAGGAAGGUUCCGGAUGAAGAUAUUAGAUGGAAAAAUGGAGAGAAGCCAGACUUUGAAACUCCUCCAGGAUCUGGUGCAGGACAUUGAUGAGUAUCAGUAAAACUCUCUUAUGCUUUUUGAUUGUUUGAGAUCUUUAGUACUUGGGUCAGUGUAAACAUGAUGAUGUUUCCAGUAGUUUUUCUUUUUGUAAGUGGUUGCUUUAUUGCCAAACACUUGAUUCGUAUGUGAGGAUUGAUGCUUGUUCCCAUUUUUUGUUGAACCAAA
Messenger RNA from Brassica rapa (field mustard), 1679 nucleotides. RefSeq names its product protein EMSY-LIKE 1. The record is from RefSeq and is a predicted model, not a curated record. Gene Ontology annotation, biological process: defense response to fungus. NCBI's taxonomy places the organism in Eukaryota, Viridiplantae, Streptophyta, Magnoliopsida, Brassicales, Brassicaceae. Gene Ontology annotation, cellular component: nucleus.